CAAAAAGAAGGUGGAAACAAGCAACAGUGAAAAAGUAAUAGUAAAGCGAAGUAACCCCCAUACCGCUUGGCGGCAAAACAGAAGUGGGAGUGAAAAAAGCAAAAACUGAAAAGGCAGGCGGUGACGAGGCGUGGCAACUGCCGGCGAAAUUCCUAAUGCCCUUUUAUAUCCCAUCUUCGGUACCGACGGCAUAAGCCUCCUCUCUCACUCAUCGUACUUCACUCAAUAUUCCAAUUGGGGUUUCUUCCCAGAAUCCGAGAAAGUUUUUGAAUUUCCAUGUUAACUGCUUUAAAACAGUGCGGUGCAACUUACCUUGAAUGAUCAAUUGCUUAUUUGUGAAAAUUUUGAUUUGGGGUUCGUCGAGCUUUCUUUCACUCGGUCUGUGCAUUCUCAGUUUCCAGUUGGGACUUGCUAUGAUCUUGAUUUGACAUUGGGGAAUUGCUGGAGCUGUUGAUCAUCUUUUGCCACCAAUGGAAGAACCACUUCUAUCUGCUCAUGUGGAGGAUGUUGAGCGAGGGCCUCAACUCGACUCGAAGGACAAUGCUGAAAGUAUUUGGGAUGUGAUGACUUUUAGAUCCAUUACUUCUGUGAUGAAUCACGGCAUUGUAAAGCAGCUCGACUUUGAAGAUUUGCUGUGCCUACCUGGUGACAUGGAUCCUGCUUUCUGUCACAAUGUGUUGUCAAGCUGCUGGCAAGCUGAGGAAGGUCGGCCUGAACCCUUUUUGCUCAAAGCGAUUUUCUAUGCUUAUGGAUGGCCAUAUUUGAGGCUUGGUGUAUUGAAGGUAUUUAAUGAUGGAUUAGGCUUCGUGGGACCUCUGCUUCUAAACAAGCUUAUUCAUUUUCUUCAACAAGGUUCUCCACAUUGGGAUGGCCUUCUUCUUGCAUUGUCCUUGGGCCUCACUUCUGUAUUGAAGUCAUUCUUAGAUACGCAAUAUUCUUUUCGUCUCGCAAAGUUAAAGCUUAAACUACGGUCUAGUAUCAUGACUAUCAUUUAUAACAAGGUACUCAUCAGAGUCUUUCCACUUAGGCUAGCAGCAUUGGUAUUAUUGAUAUGGCGUGAUAGAUUAAUAGACUAUGCUGUGAUAUUGAGUACAUACAGCUGACCUCUUUAUCAAGUAUUUACUUUGCUGUAGCCUGAAACUUCGAUAUAAAAUGUUUUGCCCUUUCAUCUUUUGAUAGAACCUGGGAUUAGGGUUCUAUCGGGAAUUGGAGAUUUAGGGAUUAAGAACAGAAUUAGGGAUUUGAGAAGAGAAAGAUAGAGAAUCGGCCUAAGCCUUUAGAGGGAUUGGGACGAGAAUUGAGAGGAUUGGGAGAGUAGGGUUUUGGAGAGGGUUUCUUAAUAUUCUGCUUUUCUCAUUCUGAAUAAAACGCAAAGUACAUAUUUAUAACGAAAGACUGGAAAAACCUAAUAGACUAUCCUAAUAUGA
Linum trigynum is the source of this 1427-nucleotide messenger RNA. Lineage: Eukaryota; Viridiplantae; Streptophyta; Magnoliopsida; Malpighiales; Linaceae. The record is from the annotation of a GenBank genome assembly.